This is a messenger RNA of Syzygium oleosum, 656 nucleotides long. Its product is annotated as major allergen Pru ar 1-like. The transcript is spliced from 2 exons. Gene Ontology annotation, cellular component: nucleus; cytoplasm. NCBI's taxonomy places the organism in Eukaryota, Viridiplantae, Streptophyta, Magnoliopsida, Myrtales, Myrtaceae. Gene Ontology annotation, molecular function: signaling receptor activity; abscisic acid binding; protein phosphatase inhibitor activity. Gene Ontology annotation, biological process: abscisic acid-activated signaling pathway; defense response. Bases 30 to 512 code for a protein of 160 amino acids. The record is from RefSeq and is a predicted model, not a curated record.
UUUCACUAGCUGGUCCCUAGAGAUCAAUCAUGGGUGUGUUCACAUUUAAUGAUGAGUACAGUUCCCCCAUUCCUGCGGCGAGAUUGUUUAAGGCCUUGAUUGUGGACUCCCAUAACCUCAUCCCCAAGCUCAUGCCUCAAGCUAUCAAGAGCAUCGAAAUCGUCCAAGGCGACGGAGGAGCUGGAAGCAUUAGGCAAAUCAAUUUCACUGAAGGUAGCCAACUCAGCCACAUGAAGAACCGAGUAGACGAGCUGAACGAAGAGACAUUCACAUAUAAGUACACAUUGAUCGAAGGCGGUCCAUUGAUGGAAAAGUUCGAAUCUAUUGCUUACGAAGUUAAGUUCGAGCCAACACCGGACGGCGGGAGCAAGAACAAGAUGACCAGCACGUACUACACCAAGGGCGAUUUUGAGCUCAAAGAAGAAGACAUCAAAGCCGGCAAAGAGAGAGCCUUAGGAAUGUACAAAGUCGUCGAAGCAUACCUCUUCCAAAACCCUGAUGCUUAUGCUUGAUUCCGGAAGUUCUUCUCUCAAAUAAAUUUGGAAGUACUCGUGGUACUUUGUGUCUUCCAUAGUAAGUGUUUGGCUUGUUUUUUGGUGAUGGACAUGAUCGUCCUCUUGAGUGUGGAUGGCAAUAAGGAUACAUACUUUGUACCU